Molecule: messenger RNA, 327 nt
Organism: Didymodactylos carnosus
Lineage: Eukaryota; Metazoa; Rotifera; Eurotatoria; Philodinida; Philodinidae
Source: the annotation of a GenBank genome assembly
AUGGAAGAAGGUGACAACGAGAUGAAAAAGGAUAUACCAUUAGGACGUGUGCUUUAUAACAACCCACAACAAACUUUAGAUAUUAUGCAGCUAUUACAAAAUUUUUAUCAGCUAUUAAGUUUAUAUUCCGAACGUCAGUCAAGUCAACAUUCUUUUAUCUAUCUAAAACAAGCAUCAGUUAUGUGGGUUAAACAAUUUGGUAGUACAUUUGGUGAUUUAUAUGUUACACCUUACAUGCACGUAUUAUCUGAUCAUAUGUCCGAAUUUCAAGAAAAAGACGAAGACGAUGAACUGUCAUGUUUUAAUCUACAACGAGCUGAAAAGUAG